Molecule: messenger RNA, 3656 nt
Organism: Perca flavescens (yellow perch)
Lineage: Eukaryota; Metazoa; Chordata; Actinopteri; Perciformes; Percidae
Gene: fto
Product: FTO alpha-ketoglutarate dependent dioxygenase
Exons: 10
Coding region: 173-2155 (660 amino acids)
Biological process (GO): DNA alkylation repair; RNA repair; regulation of multicellular organism growth
Molecular function (GO): broad specificity oxidative DNA demethylase activity; mRNA N6-methyladenosine dioxygenase activity; ferrous iron binding
Source: RefSeq, a predicted model, not a curated record
GAAGCACACGUUCACUCUGGGACUUGUAGUUCUUAUUGCUACGCUAUUAGCAUCUCCUUCAAGAAUCUCUCAACCCAAAAAGAAAAAUGACACCGCCAGUGUUGACGAUUUGGCUCUGACUGAAAUAACACGGAAGGCUGCACUUGCACGUGCCCUUUCUAAUAUCGAGUAGAUGAAAAAGCCACUUGUUCGUGUACUACAACAACCAGCGUCACCUCGAAUGAAAGCGAGGCAGUGUAAACACAAGUCCAGGAACAUGAAAAGAUCGGGUGACAGUGAGGGGGAAAAGAGAAGAAAGAGGCGGAAGCUGCUGCAGGAGUUGGGAGACAAGAAGAUCCCCUUUCUGGGACCUUCAGAUCGGGGAUAUCAGCAACUGUGGGACUCCAGUUACUCCGGCCUGGUUCUGAGGAGAUCCUGCUCGCUGCCUGCUGAGCUCCAUGGCCGGGUGCAGGCAGCUCUGCUCACCCUGAGAAGGAAGGGCUGUCUCCUGAGGGAUUUGGUUCGCAUCCGUGACCGAGAUGUAUUUACUGCCGUUUCACGGGCUCUGCUAGGCGAGCCGGGCCACACCUACCGAUAUUUGGACACACGGCUGUUUGCCAUCCCCUGGCACAGUGAGGACACUGAUGUCAAAGGACAAAACUGUUGUGACCCUGACUUUAGGGCUGCUUGCAGAGCAUUGUGGGAGCUUAACACCUUCUUUUGCUCUGAUGUGUCUCAGCUGAAGGAAGGAGACAGGCUAACGCAAUGUGCGAAGAGAGAGGCAGAGGCCAAACAGGGUGAAGAGGGGGACACAGGCUCCAAACACAGUGAAGACUCUAAGAAUAGUGAAGGAGGGGACUCCGAGUCCCGACAAAGUGAGGAGGGGGACACAGAGUCCAAGCACAGUGAGGAGUGGGACAUUGAGUCGAAACACAGCGAAGAGGGCUGCUCUGGGUCAAAACAAGAAGGAGAAUGGGAGACUGAGUCCAAACACAGCAGCGAGGAGGGAGAGUCCUCCCAGGUCAAACCAAGUGAAGCAGCUGUUGCAGCAGGGUCGGAACACAGUGAAGGGAAAUUCCCGGGCUGGGCGCCUAAGGCCAUCAGUGGCACAGAGACUAAACCUGUGGGACUAGGGGCCCAGGAGAAACCAGUGGCCCAACUCAAGCACAGCUUGUCAGGUUACCACAUUGAGGACACGGAGGAACAGGCAAGCGGACAGGGGUGUUCCCAGCCGAGUCCUCCGCAGGUAUACACCGGUCCGGUCAAGUUCAAUGUCACCUUACUCAACUACAUGGACCCAGCAGCUACAGGCCAGCUCAAAGAGGAGCCUUACUAUGGCAUGGGGAAAAUGGCGGUAGGGUGGCACCACGAUGAGAACCUCAUCAGUCAUUCGCCAGUGGCCGUUUACAGCCAUAGCUGUCACAAUGACAAAGGUGAGAGCAGUGAGGGAGGCAGCGGUGAGAUGGCAUGCUGGAGGAUUGGGCUCAAGGUAGCCUGGGACAUCCACACACCUGGCCUGAUGCUGCCACUGGAGUCUGGAGACUGCUAUUACAUGAGAGAUGACCUGAACAGUACCCACCAGCACUGUGUCCUGGCUGGAGAGACUACACGCUUCAGCUCCACACACAGAGUGGCAGAGUGUUCCAGUGGUACCCUGACCUACAUCCAGUCGCGGUGUCAAGAGGCCCUGUCCAACCUGCACACUGACCCAGAGACAGGCUCCCACAGCCUGCUGGCCCUGCUGCCGACAACGCUACAGUACUGUGAGGAGAUUCACAAUGAGGUGGAGUUUGAGUGGCUGCGGCAGUACUGGUUUCAGGGCCAGCGCUUCGCCCGCUUCUGCAGCUGGUGGACCGGGCCGAUGGAGCAGCUGGAGAAGGACUGGAAGCUCAUGGAGACGAUGACUAUGCUCUUCUUGGCUACAGUGGAGGAGGAGGGCCAGGAAGGAGAGGGAAGGAGGGAGAUGGCAGAAACCCUGCUGUCUUCCUUGACAGACAGACACCAGCAAAGACAGACAUGGAGAGACAGGUGCCACUCAAGUCUGGCCCAGACAUUACCCCCUGAGGAGGCCCCAGUGGACCGGCCCUUCUGGGGUGUGGAUGACCCCGGCAUGCCGCUGCCCUUUGAUCUGGCUGACAUCAUCAACAGAGUGGAGUCACUGCUGUGGAGGAUGUGAAGGAUCGAUAGAGGAAGUGAGAAAACAGCACCAGCUUUUCUGAAUGGCCCCCACAACAGCUGUGGGGACAGACCACUGAAGAUACCUUCAUUGUGAUCCCACCAAGACUGAUUUCCUUUUGAUUGGAUCAUCUACAUCCCCCCCUCCCCCUUCUCCACUCUCCACUACCCCAGCUGACCCUGAUAUCUCAACCCCCCCCAGUUUGGAGUUGGCUGGAAGGAAUCCAGAACACCACAAUAAAACCAGAAUAGUGCUUCAGUAACAUGCUAACAACGCAAGCUUAGCGACAAGCUACUAGUGUCACAACGGUCUAACGAAACAUAAGUGGAACCUGCAUUUCAGUGUUAGCAUACAUUGUGAAACUAUUUAUUUCAGUGUAUUCUGUUACUUAAUCUCAUGUAACCCAGACAUGCUUUUAUCAAUAGAUUAACUAAUUCACAGUAGUCACAGUACAGUACAUACAUAUAUGCUUUCUAUUUGUCACACAGUGUUAUAAUACAGUAUAGAAUGGUAAAAAAAAAAAAAAAAAAAAAACGUACUUCGCUCAAAUGGUAUUGCAUUCUUCACUUGUGUUUAGUGUAAUCCCUUUUAUUGUGUUCAGAAAUGGAAUGAGCCUGAAGAGACCAAAGAAAGAUGGUUGUAAGAAAGUUAUGAAUGUCACUCAACGGAGAACAUGAAGAAUGUGUUUUUUAGUUUUUACGCUGCGAUAGUGUGCUUGUGCCGUAUGGAGGUGUGUAUGUGUGUGUUUGUAUGUGUGCAUUGAGCCAUGUGAAUAUACAUGUGAUCAGUCGUUGGCCUGUCUGUCUGUGCACGCUCAAUCUCCCACAUGUCUACAUGAAGGCGCGCGUGUAUGAAUGUGAUAGUGUGUGUGAGCCUGUAGGCAGCCUGCCAGUUGUUUGUUCUUGAAGAUAUGCAUAUGGAGAAACAGAGACUAGCAGCGGGGCCCCUCUGCUUCUGCUCUGAUGAAAGGCAGCACUGAUAGAAUGACCCGGAACACAACCGCCGUUUCUCAUAAUUACGGCUGUUCUAUCGCUUUUAAUUGCUCUUAAAGUGUGUAGAGCACCACAUUCCCCUGUAAAGCUGCAGGCCAUCCGAGAGAGUUAGAGAAAGAUCCGGCGCUUCUGACAAAAUCCACUUUCAAAACAGCUAAAAAGGGUGGAAAAGGGGGCCGACGUCAAAGCAGUGUAGCAGCCCUCCUCGUUUGAUUCCUUUCUCUAUCUAGUUCAUGAUAAAGUACAGACUCUGUUUACUAUUAAAAAUGCAGAAUGCACUCGUUUUUUUACUUUUGAAGUUUUUUCCAAGAUGUUAAUGGUUGCCAAACGCUGUUCUUCUUGCUUCUUCUUUUGCUGCGCCUCUCUUGUUUGUUGUUGUCAGAGAGAUUUGUUUGUAGAUUGGCAGUAGCGUUGACUUGUUUGAAUCACUCUGCUCCCUGCGCCACAGCUUGUCUGUCUGCAAUAGGAAUGGCAGUAAAUUAAAAAAAAAACUGUGUUUUAUCCAACAA